AUCAUGUUCUAUCAUUUCAUUUUUUCUUUAUAUAAAGAGAUCAUGUUCAUCAUCCUGUGUAUAUUAAAAAAAACCCCAUUUCCCAUUCGUUCGCUUAACGAAAUCCUUGUAAAAUAUCAUUUCUUCCCCAUUAAUUCAUCUCUCUGAAUUGGGUCUUUGCCAAAGAACCUUCUUCUUCAUCAUUGUCUCUUGGCUUUUGGGGUUUCUCUCUGGGUUUGAAAUUGAUCGCACCAUUUGAUCUGGAGGCAUAAAGGGUUCCAGUGAUUCGGUGGGGCGGAGAUUUUUGGUGCAUUUGUUUACGGAAGCGGCGGCGGCGGAGCUUUGUUGUUGAAGAGACGAAGAGUCUUCUUGUAUCUUGUAAAUUAUUUUAGAUGGUUCUUCUUGGUUCUAUCUUCUCAAUUUGCAGGGAUGCAGCUGGAGUCGCUGGGCACAUAUUUGCUUUUGGACUUUUCUUGUCACCCUUAGAUACAUUUCGACGUGUUAUCAGAAACAAAACAACAGAACAGUUUUCGGGUUUGCCAUAUAUAUAUGCUCUGUUAAACUGCCUUAUUUGCCUAUGGUAUGGUACACCCGUCAUUUCUCCAAGAAACACAAUGGUCAUGACGGUCAAUUCGAUCGGCGCGGUAUUUCAGUUAGUCUACAUCAUGCUCUUCAUAGCAUAUGGCGAAAAGGGGAAAAAGAUAAAAAUGAUAGGAUUGUUGCUUGCAGUCUUUGGCCUCUUUAUAGUAGUCGUUGCCGGGAGCCUACAAAUAGCUGACCUCCCAUUGCGACGGAAUGUUGUCGGGAUUUUGAGUUGUGCAUCUCUCGUAUCAAUGUUCGCUUCUCCCUUGUUUAUUAUAAAUUUGGUGAUUCGAACAAAGAGUGUGGAGUUUAUGCCAUUUUAUCUCUCCCUUUCGACGUUCCUCAUGAGCAUAUCUUUCUUCCUCUAUGGACUGUUCAAUUAUGACCUAUUUGUUUAUGCCCCAAAUGGGAUAGGAACUGUGUUGGGGAGUAUCCAAUUGGUGUUGUAUUGCUACUACAGUCGAGUUGCUAAAGAGGAGUCUAGAGAACCUUUAAUCGUAUCCUAUGCGUAAAUACGUACAUUGUGUAUUUACAUUAUGAUAAUGAGGAACCACAGAUUUCCGAGGGUUGAUAAUUGGUUCUUCCACAGCAUUGGUGCGCAGUUCAGCGUUAGCCAACAAGCCGUUUCCGAGCUACGGUGUGUUUUGUUGUAAAAUUACCCUCAUUCAUUUCUCCAGUUUAAUUGAUUGGCUUGUUUUUUGACCUAUCAAUCUGUUAAAUGGUGUAUUGUUAGACAUCCAACCCCACUCUCGGGUGAAGAAUGUUGUAAUUUGUUUUAGCCUUGUGAUUUAAAAAGCUUUGUGUUAUGGCUCUGCUGUAGCCCUCUCUCUC
Benincasa hispida (wax gourd) is the source of this 1392-nucleotide messenger RNA. It is a transcript of the gene SWEET2, whose product is annotated as Nodulin MtN3 family protein. Gene Ontology annotation, cellular component: membrane. NCBI's taxonomy places the organism in Eukaryota, Viridiplantae, Streptophyta, Magnoliopsida, Cucurbitales, Cucurbitaceae. The record is from RefSeq and is a predicted model, not a curated record. Gene Ontology annotation, molecular function: sugar transmembrane transporter activity. Gene Ontology annotation, biological process: carbohydrate transport.